UAGUUGCUGAACCGAGAGAACAGUCCUGCCAAAGAGUCUGGUUCCUCAUUCUGUGGCUUGGGUGAGGUAUCGAGAGACAAAUGAGGCUGACAGCAGUGUAACGGGAAUUAUCCUCUCAAAUAGUGUGCUGUAACUCACGCUGUACGGUAACAUCUGACAGGAGAUAUGGGUUGUAAAAAAUCCAAGCUGACAGAAGGCGAGAAUGCUGGCAAGCUUGAUAAGACACAACCGCCAGUACGUACUGACCAAACUGUAUAUGUGAGAGAUCCCACGUCCAGUAAGCCACCUAUAAAUGAUCCUCCUCCACCAGGCUUGCUACCUGGUCAGGUUUUCCAGAUGGAAGAACAGAAGGAGAGGGAUAAAAUUGUCAUAGCCCUGUAUCCCUACGAGGCUAUUCACGCCGAUGACCUGGGCUUUAAAAAGGGAGAAAAGAUGAGAGUACUGGAGGAACACGGAGAAUGGUGGAAGGCUUGCUCUUUAACAACCAGAAAAGAGGGCUUCAUUCCUUCCAAUUACGUUGCACAAGCUGAUACCAUGGAAACAGAAGAAUGGUUCUUUAAGGAUAUCACAAGGAAGGACGCGGAAAGGCAACUUUUGGCACCAGCCAACAAACCAGGCGCAUAUCUCAUCCGUGAAAGUGAAACCCAGAAGGGAAGUUAUUCCCUAUCCAUCAGAGAUGUGGACACCCAGGGCAUGGACGUUGUCAAGCACUAUAAGAUCCGUAGCCUAGACAACGGAGGGUUUUACAUUUCUCCUAAAAUCACCUUCACGGAUAUCAGCAGCAUGAUAAAACAUUAUCACAAGCAAGCAGAUGGCCUGUGUCGGAAACUGGAAAAGCCCUGUGACAAGCCCAAAGCUCAGAAACCAUGGGACAAAGAUGCAUGGGAAAUCUCCAAAGAAUCCAUCAAGAUGGUGAAGAAACUUGGAGCUGGGCAAUUUGGAGAGGUGUGGAUGGCGUAUUACAAUAACAGCACCAAGGUGGCAGUGAAGACCCUGAAGCCAGGCACCAUGUCUGUGGAGGCCUUCCUGGAGGAGGCCAACCUCAUGAAGACUCUACAACACGACCGCCUAGUGCGACUCUACGCCGUCGUAACCAAAAUUGAACCAAUAUACAUCAUCACAGAGUAUAUGUCCAAUGGGAGUCUCCUGGAUUUCUUAAAAAGUGACACUGGGUGCCGAUUGCAGCUGCCUAAACUUAUAGACUUCUCUGCUCAGAUUGCUGAGGGCAUGGCUUAUAUUGAACAUAAGAACUACAUCCAUCGGGACCUGAGGGCUGCCAAUGUGUUGGUGUCAGAAAGCCUACUCUGUAAGAUCGCCGAUUUUGGUCUUGCCAGAGUAAUCGAAGAUGACCAGUACACUGCUAGAGAAGGAGCCAAGUUCCCCAUUAAGUGGACAGCACCCGAAGCCAUCAACUAUGGCUUCUUCACAAUCAAGUCUGACAUGUGGUCCUUUGGCGUCCUUCUUUAUGAAAUCAUAACAUAUGGAAAGAUUCCAUACCCAGGCAUGAGCAACGGUGAGGUGAUGACAUCAGUUCAGAGGGGUUACCGCAUGCCCAAGCCGGAAAACUGUCCCGGUGAGCUCUACGAGAUCAUGACGAGCUGUUGGAAGGACAAACCGGACGACCGGCCCACUUUUGACUUCAUGCAAAGUGUUCUGGGUGACUUCUACACGGCCACUGAGGGGCAGUACCAGCAGCAGCCAUAGAAAGGGACCAUAAGAUCAUUACUCCAGCGAGGGACGAGAAAAAAAUAUACCAAGACGGAAUACUGAAAAAUAUGGUCGGAACAUGAGGAUGAGAGUUCUCUAAGCAUUUGUACUGUAUGUGGGUGCCAAUACAACUGCUUGCUUUAAAAAGGCAAGCUUGAAUAUGAUUUUUUUCUUGUACUUCAAAUUGAAGUUUUUUCUUUCUUGAGUUUCUGAGGUGGUGCCCUCAAGACAUAAGUGAAAAAUAAUGCCUUGUUAAAGACUGGACUCAAAUGCUCUUCAACAUAUGACUUGGAAGAUUGUGGAUCACUGGCAUCAUCAUCAUGAUGGCGAACAAAACUAUCAGAAAACAGAACAUAAUAUGCAUUGGUACAUUUUGAUGUGACGGAAAACCUUUAGGGGUUUUGUCAUGUUAUUAUACCAAGCCUCUUUUUAAAAACCUCAAUACUGUGAAUGGUAUGCAAAGUCAGGGGCACUGUGGCGUUGUAAAUGAAAUUGUAAAUCAAUCAUCUGAGCAUUGUGCAUGUAAUGUAUAGGCCUACUUGAGUUAAUCUUGAAAUCAAUGUUUGAAUGUUUUCAUUCUCAAACUGUCAUUUCAAACAAACUUAAAAAGCUAUAACAAUAAAACUUCACUAUUCUUUAAUACAUUUCAUAUUCCAUUGUUAUAACAUAUAUGGAUCAGUAGCACUUUGUAAACUUUGGAUUUUUUUUUACUUGGAUGUGUUUAAUGACGUUUGCAUAAUAUCGCAAGUGUGCUAAAAUGCUUUCAACUUAUGUUUUGGUACACAGCCUUAUUGUAUAGGGAGAAGAGAGAACUGAACUCCGGAUGUCAUGUCCCACUUUCAAUGUUAACUGUACAGAGUACUGUAAUACUGUGAUAAUAUUUAGCCUAUUGUGAGAAAUUAAAUAACACACAUUAGUUGACCUGGUUUUAGGUCUUUAGCUAAUGACUCUGUUUAAUUUUAUACCUUCAUUUCCAUUCAGUUGUCAGACUUGUGUUGACAUUUUAACAUUUGUUUUGUAAAGUCAAUGUACUACUAAGUCUUUUUGAAAUUAAA
Engraulis encrasicolus (European anchovy) is the source of this 2762-nucleotide messenger RNA. RefSeq names its product LYN proto-oncogene, Src family tyrosine kinase (gene lyn). Gene Ontology annotation, biological process: dendritic cell differentiation; regulation of B cell apoptotic process; regulation of platelet aggregation. The transcript is spliced from 13 exons. Gene Ontology annotation, molecular function: ATP binding; non-membrane spanning protein tyrosine kinase activity; signaling receptor binding. Lineage: Eukaryota; Metazoa; Chordata; Actinopteri; Clupeiformes; Engraulidae. Gene Ontology annotation, cellular component: extrinsic component of cytoplasmic side of plasma membrane. Bases 166 to 1704 code for a protein of 512 amino acids. The record is from RefSeq and is a predicted model, not a curated record.